ACUUUACUGUUCAUAUCCAAAAUAUGCAUAUGAUAAGCACUUUUCCUUAACCUCUCAUUUGUCCUGAUUGGCAGCUUACCUAUAAAAUUUAUCGAAACGAUUCGGAAUUUGACAGUUUACCAGAGAUGAGAGUGAAAUAUGACCGUGACGGAGUCAUUAGUCGCGGCAGUGGACACAUUCUGCGAUUCUCCCGUGGGAUGUAAAGCUUGCUUUUUCAUCAUUUCCUUCGCCUGGUUCCUCCACACUCUAUCCUAUGGCAGUGAUGUGUGGGCCGAAAUAUCCGAAGGAUCAGCGGACGCCAAUAUAGGACUAUGGAAUCACUGCAGCAAGUCCACCACCAGUCCAGAUCUAGAUUUUACUUGCUGUGAGACGGUUGGGAACUUUUUGGGGUAUCAGGGUCUAAGAAUUCCUGCAUGGCUUCAUGCAUCGAGAUUUUUUCAAAGUGUUGGCCUUCUUACAUCAAUGGCCUCUGUUAUAUUCUCCAUUCUUUGUACUUUUGUGAGCUCCACUGUUAAUAAGAAAGGAGUUCGAAUUACCGCAGCAGUGCUGAAUUUUGUAGCUGCUGGCGGUAUUUUAAUCGGAGUCAGUAUUUACGGGGGUCAGUAUCGAUAUGAACUCUGGUUGAAGAGUUAUUUCCCCUCCUGGUCAUUUGCUUUUUCUGUCAUAUCAGGGAUCUUUUAUCUUGUCACCGGCUUCGUGUACUUAUUUGCCCAUCCACAUUCAGUUCAUCCAAACUCGCAGCACGGACAAAACCAGCCCCCCUCAAAUACAGCGAGACCUGAGCCUACAGCCCCACCGAUGGAAAAUUCUGGCGGAUAUUGGCCUCCCCAGUCUCACCCUAGCGGCGGAAUAGUGCAGUCACAAUAUCCUCCCCAUAGUGAACGCAAUAAUGUUUCUAAUAAUAGACCCGAGUCCGAUGAUGAAAAUACUUGCUGCAUUUGUUACGACCGUCAACCAGAAAUGUUAUUUUUGCCAUGCAGACAUCAGAGAUGUUGUGAAAUUUGUGCACGAUCUGAUGAUCUGUCACUGUGCCCUAUUUGUAGACAAGUUAUAAUAGAAAAAAUAAAACCAUUCAGAUAAAAUACUGAUUGUCAGAGAGAGAGAGAGAGAGAAGUAUGGUUUGUGUAAAAUGUUAAGCAACUUUGCUGUUUAAUAAUAAUCAUAACUGUGUUAAUUAUAGGCUGGUUAUCUGUGUAUAAUACAUCCUGCCAUAGACUAUAUACACUGAGCUUCUCUCACACGUGACAUUCUUAAAAUAAG
Molecule: messenger RNA, 1260 nt
Organism: Saccostrea cuccullata (small rock oyster)
Lineage: Eukaryota; Metazoa; Mollusca; Bivalvia; Ostreida; Ostreidae
Exons: 5
Coding region: 139-1080 (313 amino acids)
Cellular component (GO): membrane
Source: RefSeq, a predicted model, not a curated record